AUGGCGUCCGUCGCCGCGUGGCUGCCGUUCGCUCGCGCGGCCGCCAUCGGAUGGGUGCCUAUCGCGCGGCAGCCAAUGCCGAAAGCACCGGUCGCAUUACAGGUACGGUUUUUUCUCAUUUUAAACUCGCUUCUUACAUGUGUUUUAUUUUUAUUUCGUUUUUCUAUGUGUUGUGAUGAGAUUGAAUAA
Cooperia oncophora is the source of this 189-nucleotide messenger RNA. NCBI's taxonomy places the organism in Eukaryota, Metazoa, Nematoda, Chromadorea, Rhabditida, Trichostrongylidae. The record is from the annotation of a GenBank genome assembly.